AGGAUAUCCCCUCCAGGAGGCAAAUACGCUGGAGAAGUCAAACUGUCGGUGCGUUUCUCUGCCACCUGACCACCAGUUGUGAUUUUAAAUUAUCCAGGACGAGGUGUGAGCUUUUUUUUCGUCGCGCGUGUUUCCAUGACAACGUGAUGUAUUCUCGCGGUGCGUUGCUGCUACUUUGUUGCUUGUUCUUGAUACUGGCUGGCCACUGUCACGAGGAAAAUGUCAGCACCGUCACGGAGGAGAACGCGCUAGCAAAAUUGGUUAAAAUGUUCUCCAAGCCUGGAGCGUUUAAACGAAUUAACGCAAUAUUCGGUGAAAAUUCGAUCGAGGAGCUGUACACGUCUUGCCCGAAAGGCGAGGAGGGUCUCGAAUGUAGAAGAGCCGAGGCCAGACGAUCCGUUGACUGUCCUGAAGGUGACUGUUACUGCUACAAUUGCGCCGCAGCUGGUCCUGAGUUAUGGGCAUCCUGUUGUCGUGAAAGCUUGCGAUGCUGUUCACAUCUCGCGGCGGCCUGUCGAACCUGCGACCAUCCGACGUUGUAUCCGUUUUGCUCAAAACACUUUAAGAAAUGUCUGGUCGAGUUCAAUGAAGAGAAGCAAAAUUAAUAUUUGUUUCUCUAUAUCUUGAUGAAUCCUAGUUUCCCGCGUUUCAAUUGAAACAAAAUAAUGAUUCUACGAGAUAUAAGAAAACAGGAUAAAUCAUUAUACAGUGGCUCGUGAAGAUAAUUGAACACUUAUAGAGACUCUUCAUGAAUAGAUUAUGCGCGCAAUACAAAAGAAUUUGAAAUUUCAUUAGCACUGUAAUGAGUAGGAUGCGAAUUUUUAUUCAUUUAUAGAAAAUUUAAAAUUGCAAAAACGCACGAGAUGCAUAUGACAUGCAACAUAUUCAAAGUAUAGUUAUUAUAAAACUAUCAUUUAGUUAGUAUAGUUGCUAUAAAACAAAGUAUACUUAUUAUAAUAUACAAUAAUUGAAAGAUAAAAAUUCCUACUUAAAUAUCAUUUCUUUAAUUAGAUUUGUAAAAAUACGGAUCUGUAUAAAAAUCCGUAGUCUAAUAAUCAGAUGAUACGACAAUUAUGAUUAUAUUAAUAAAAUUUGGAAUUUAAAAAUGUAUAUACAAGUUAAAAAUAUACCAAAGUAAUUAAACAAUCUAUUAUUCAUAAUAUUAGUCAGAAAAUCAGCAAAAAUAGGGAUCAUAUUUUUCCUUUCCUCAAAUGUUAAACAUAAUCUCACAAAAUAUUGUAGCUUAAUAAUAUAAUAAAUAACUAAUUGUUUAAUUAUUUUGGUGUAUCUUGUAAGUUCUAUAUAAAUUUUCAAAUUGGUCCCAAAUUUUACCAAUAGAUUCGCAAUAAGCAUAUCUCAUUACAGUGCUACCAGUUUUGACAAAUUUCGUAUAACGCACCUAAUAUAUCCAUAAAAAUUUUUCAUGACAACUAUUGUAAUACUUUUGCCAACCACUGUACGUAAAUGGUAAUACUUUCUAAACUUUGAACCAGAAAUAAGAGAGAAAGAGAGAGAUUGUGACAAACGAAGAUACAUCUCUCUGCAGCGAUAUGUACUAUAUAUCGUGACUAAAUAUAUACUAUAAUCACACUAGGAUACAAAGCAGGAAAAGGAAUUCGUAGAAAAUAGUAACGCAACAGGAAAGAAGGCAAGUUCGCGUAGGCUAACUAAAUCGGUAUCGUAUUCUUGCAUAAGUUGAAAGUUUUACGCCGAGUUUCUAAAUAUAGCGCUUAUCUUUCGACUUGCUAAACUGGUCCCCAGUUUCAAUUUUUUGCCACGUUACAUUUCAUACCGGCCAGGGCAGCGCGAGAAACGAGACGCAGCGAUAAAAUCGUACCUGAACUCGUGCUAGAACAUGGCUAAAAAACGCAUGCUUCGUUUUCAUUUGCGGGACGGCGUAUGAAGAGGAAAAGCAACAUAGCGGAUUCAUUGCAGAGGAGAGUGUAACAACGGAAAGGGAACCAUUACAUCGUCCGAUAUCUUUGUACUAAGGCUCAACGAUGAGAAAACGUGUCCGUGUACAGAGAAAAAAGAAUCAAUAAAAAAAAAGAUAAUAAGAACAAAAGGAGUAUUAGAGUUUGUAAUGACGAAAUUCUUGAGCGUUCAUAGAUCAAUGUACAAACAUAGUAAAAAAUUAAUGGUACCUCCUAAAGACUAAACGAUCGCAGGCCAUUUAAUCCGCCGCUUUAUAGGUAUCUUAACGAUUAUCGAAAACGUGUUCGAGUUACGCGAGUUACUGUCCAAGCGAUAGACAAGAAGUAACACAGACGGUUCGAUAAGUUACACAUUUACAAAAGUGUCUCGUCGAGAUUCGAAACGCACGAAAAUGACACAAACACUUGCUUCGAGAAAAUUCUUCUCUUCGACGGAUUUGUUUUCACUUUGUUUUUUUCAUUCAUUUUUUUCUUUUACAUGUAACAUUAAAAGCUGACAACGUUUUUCGAGAGUACAAAUAAUAAAUCAUCACUCGAGAUACAA
Bombus impatiens (common eastern bumble bee) is the source of this 2478-nucleotide messenger RNA. RefSeq lists its product as uncharacterized. Bases 147 to 605 code for a protein of 152 amino acids. The record is from RefSeq and is a predicted model, not a curated record. Lineage: Eukaryota; Metazoa; Arthropoda; Insecta; Hymenoptera; Apidae. The transcript has 3 exons.